UUUGGAGGGAAAGGUAUAUCCGAGACGAGCAUUAUCUCUUCUCCCCAAAUGCUAGUUUCAAAAUGAUAAUUCGUCUACAAAUUCUUCCUCAAACCCUAAUUCCAAAUUUCCCAGAACUACGUUCUUCACCAAAAAUUCUCAAAACACCUAAUAACCCUAGAAAUAAUAAUCAUAAAUCUCAACUCCUUGAAGGAUUUACUCCUCUCAAAUCAAGAACCACAUCACCUCCAUUACCAACAAUCAUCGGUUCCGAUUCAGGUCUUUUAUUCCGUGAAAAACUUAUCUAUCUCGAGAAACUCAAUAUAGAUUCACGAAAAGCAUUAGAACAAAACCCUAAUUUUCGUUCAGUUUCGUUGGAUUCAAUCAAAUCAGUGGAGAAAUGUUUGUAUUCAAUGGGGAUUGAACGUUCUGAUAUGGGUAGAAUCUUCAGUAUGCAUCCUCAACUUCUUACUUGUGAUAUACAUACUGAUUUGUACCCAGUUUUUGAAUUUUUGCUUAAUGAUGUUAAAAUUUCUUUCAGUGAGAUUCGUAAAUCUGUUAUUCGAUGCCCUAGAUUGUUAAUUUGUAGUGUUCGUGAUCAAUUAAGGCCGACUUUGUAUUUUCUAAGAAGAUUAGGAUUUGUAGGACAAAAUGCAAUUUCAUGUCAGACUACACUUUUGUUAGUUUCGAGUGUUGAAGAUACACUUAUACCCAAGCUUGAUUACCUUCAGAGUGUGGGGUUUACAUAUAGAGAGACUAUUAAAAUGGUGUUAAGAUCACCUGGUCUGUUAACCUUUAGUGUUGCUAACAAUUUUAAGCCGAAAGUAGAGUAUUUCUUGAACGAGAUGGAAGGGGAUUUGGGGGAGUUGAAGAAAUUUCCGCAGUACUUUUCCUUUAGUUUAGAGGGAAAGAUAAAGCCACGACAUAGGCUUUUGGUUGAGCAUGGGUUGUCACUUUCUUUACCAGAGAUGUUGAAGGUUAGUGAUGGGGAAUUCAGUGAUCGUUUGAUGGAGAUGAGAUUGAGGACUAUUAACGGGAAAUUGUCUUUUUACUGGGAACCAACCAAUCUCUCUAACGGAUUCCAUGACUCUAUGAACAAAGGGAAUUCAGCGAUGGCAGGGUUAUUGAAAGACAGGUUCCAUUUGAAAGAACUUGUUCACCAGACUUAGUAGUUUGAAAGCGCACUGUAGAUGCUCUGUGGUUAACGACCAAAAGAAGGGCUUGUCUCUCUGUUAGUUUUAUUUUACUCUGUAUGAGAUGGUAAGUUUUGACAAAGUUUUUCUU
Papaver somniferum (opium poppy) is the source of this 1263-nucleotide messenger RNA. Its product is annotated as transcription termination factor MTEF1, chloroplastic-like. The coding region runs from base 63 to 1148 and encodes 361 amino acids. NCBI's taxonomy places the organism in Eukaryota, Viridiplantae, Streptophyta, Magnoliopsida, Ranunculales, Papaveraceae. Gene Ontology annotation, molecular function: double-stranded DNA binding. The transcript has 3 exons. Gene Ontology annotation, biological process: regulation of DNA-templated transcription. The record is from RefSeq and is a predicted model, not a curated record.